CAACCUUUUCACUCUGGACCCAGGACCCAGCGUUCGCCUGAGCGUGAGCUAGGACCCUCCCUCCCAGGGAACGCCAGGUGCCUUGGGCUCUUGCCCUCCUGCCAACAUCGAGUCUCCAAGUUCGCAAGAGCCAGAGGGAAGGAGCUGCCAACCAGGCACAGCAGAGAACACUGGAACCAUGACAACCAGUCACCAGCCUCAGGACAGGUAUAAGGCUGUCUGGCUCAUCUUCUUUGUCCUGGGUCUGGGGACACUGCUGCCCUGGAAUUUUUUUAUAACAGCAACCCAGUAUUUCACAAGCCGCCUGAACACGUCCCAGAAUAUAUCCUUGGUCACCAACCAAUCAUGCGAAAGCACCGAGGCCUUGGCUGACCCCUCAGUGUCCUUGCCAGCCCGGAGUUCUCUCAGUGCCAUCUUCAACAAUGUCAUGACCCUGUGUGCCAUGUUGCCCCUGCUGAUCUUCACCUGCCUCAACUCUUUCCUGCAUCAGAAGGUGUCUCAGUCCCUUCGGAUCUUGGGCAGCCUGCUGGCUAUCCUGUUGGUGUUCCUCGUCACUGCCACCCUGGUGAAGGUGCAGAUGGAUGCCCUGUCCUUCUUCAUCAUCACCAUGAUCAAGAUUGUGCUCAUUAACUCAUUUGGUGCCAUUUUGCAAGCCAGCCUUUUCGGUCUGGCAGGCGUCCUGCCGGCCAACUACACAGCCCCCAUCAUGAGUGGCCAGGGCCUGGCUGGCUUCUUCACCUCUGUUGCCAUGAUCUGUGCCAUCGCCAGUGGCUCUAAGCUGUCAGAAAGUGCUUUUGGCUACUUCAUCACAGCCUGUGCAGUUGUCAUUUUGGCCAUACUGUGUUACCUGGCCCUGCCUUGGAUGGAAUUCUACCGACAUUACCUGCAGCUCAACCUUGCGGUGCCUGCAGAGCAGGAGACCAAGUUGGAUCUCAUCAGUGAAGGAGAGGAGCCAAGAGGAGGAAGAGAGGAAUCUGGGGUGCCAGGCCCCAACUCUCUACCUGCCAACAGAAACCAAUCCAUCAAAGCCAUACUGAAGAGUAUCUGGGUCCUGGCUCUGUCUGUCUGCUUCAUCUUCACAGUCACCAUUGGGUUGUUCCCUGCUGUGACUGCUGAGGUGGAAUCCAGCAUCGCAGGCACAAGUCCCUGGAGAAACUGCUACUUCAUCCCUGUGGCCUGCUUCCUGAAUUUCAAUGUCUUUGACUGGCUAGGCCGGAGCCUCACAGCUAUUUGCAUGUGGCCUGGUCAGGACAGCCGCUGGUUGCCGGUCCUGGUCGCCUGCAGGGUUGUGUUUAUCCCCCUGCUGAUGCUCUGCAAUGUGAAGCAGCACCACUACCUGCCCUCCCUCUUUAAGCAUGACGUCUGGUUCAUCACCUUCAUGGCCGCCUUUGCCUUCUCCAAUGGCUACCUCGCCAGCCUCUGCAUGUGCUUCGGGCCCAAGAAAGUCAAACCGGCUGAGGCAGAGACUGCCGGAAACAUCAUGUCCUUCUUUCUGUGUCUGGGCCUGGCUCUGGGAGCUGUGCUGUCCUUCUUGUUAAGGGCACUUGUGUGAGCGACCCUGUGUGGACAGAGGAACUACACUGCCUGCUUCCUGCUCACUUCCUUCGCUGUUAGGGGCGAGCAGGGGUCCAGAGGGCUGCUCCUCUGCUUUCCUCCAGACUGGGGGCUGGGCCCAGAUGUCCAGGAACAAAGGAGGGGGUCUCUGAGGAUGGACUUGGGAUUGGGGGUCAGAGUGGGAGGGAGACAACGGUCUCUGACAGACAGCUCUGACUGAUCCCUGCCUAAGCCAAGCACAAGAGGCUCCACAAGGAUGGGGUGGAGACGGAUGGCUGACUGUGUAUCAUGAUCUGAUGUCCCUUGCCCUUCUUUCUUCUGUGCCUGUUCCAGGUCCCCGAUCCUUGUCAUUUUACUGCCUUUUUUAUACUGACAGAAACCAGGUGCCUUCAGAGGCCAUCUGAUUAAAUAAACAUUUUUUUCCUCCAUA
Messenger RNA from Rattus rattus (black rat), 1984 nucleotides. It is a transcript of the gene Slc29a1, whose product is annotated as solute carrier family 29 member 1 (Augustine blood group). The record is from RefSeq and is a predicted model, not a curated record. The transcript is spliced from 13 exons. Gene Ontology annotation, biological process: nucleoside transmembrane transport; uridine transmembrane transport. Lineage: Eukaryota; Metazoa; Chordata; Mammalia; Rodentia; Muridae. Gene Ontology annotation, cellular component: plasma membrane. The coding region runs from base 179 to 1552 and encodes 457 amino acids. Gene Ontology annotation, molecular function: nucleoside transmembrane transporter activity.